UCAGCGGCAAGUUUCUACAUCACUUCCGGUUUUCUCAGAGGGAGGGUGUCUGUCAAGUUUGGUGAACAGGCAGAUGUAAAGCAAACAGUUGGGUGUCCCUGCAGCUCCUUUUGUGUCGGCACUGUUUAUAUAUAAACACCAAGAUUGGAAGUGUUUAAAGGAUGUCAGGAAACUACUACUUUGUCAUAGUGGGACACUAUGACAACCCAAUAUUUGAGAUGGAAUUUUGUCCUCCCAAUAAGGCAAAUGAUCCUAAGAGGGAUGAUCAUCGUCACCUAAACCAGUUUAUUGCGCAUGCUGCUCUUGAUCUGGUUGAUGAGCAAAUGUGGGUCACCAACAACAUGUAUCUCAAGAUCGUGGACAAGUUCAACGAGUGGUUUGUGUCAGCAUUUGUGACAGCUGGGAGAAUGAGACUGUUGAUGCUCCAUGAUAUUAAGAAUGAAGAUGGAAUAAAGAACUUCUUCACAGAAACAUAUGAUACCUAUGUAAAGUUGGCCAUGAAUCCUUUCUAUGAAAUCAACACUCCUAUCAAGUCGUCCCCAUUUGAGAAGAAGUCCCAAUUCUUUGGCAGGAAGUAUCUCACAGGUUGAUAAGACCACUAUAACUGUAAACUCUCUACAGUGGAUGAGGAAGUGUUGUGAUACAGAGUGGAUGCUGACAGUGAAAUCGAGGUGUAUGUCUGUUACUGUUGUUUAUUGAUUUUAUUGUGUAUCCAGAGGCAAGUGUUCUGAAAUAGAUGUGCUUGCUACCUGGAGAUACAUCCUGUGUUGUCAAUAGAGUGCAUGCCAACAUUUAUUUAUACAUGGUUUGUUGGUGAAGAGGAUGAGGCAAGUGAUGCAUUGGGGAUGUUUUCUGGUGUUGUACAGGAUGUUAUUUAUGAAUAGACUACUGAACUGUACACCAUUGGUAUUCCAAAUCAGAACAGGAUACUACAAAUCAGAACAGGAUACAAAACAACCACAGUGCUAAAACUGUCGUAAGUUGGUGUUAAGAUAUGUAAAUUAAGAUCACCGUAUCUGUGAUCAUGGGUUUUGCCAAGGUGGUAAACAUCUUAAGACCGCUUAAGACCGUUUUGCUGACACACUGUGAAUUAACUGGAGGCUGUUAAAAACAGUGAUAAACCCAACUCACUCUGUAUGUUUGGAACAUCUUCACUUUGGUUGAUUAAUGUGGUGAAAAUUUCCAAACUGUCAUUUCACAUUCCACAUAUUUUGUACUUACAAAAGACAUAAAAAGCACUAUGUUUUCUUCUUAGAUACAUUCUUGGUUUGUCUGAACAAAUGUAACUAUUCUUGGGAUUUAGAAUUAAACAAAACCAUGAGGAACUAUUCAGUGUGGUAGUACCAUGGAAUUAUGGUUUUAGAAAGAAACUUGUUUCAACAAACACAUAAUAAAUUCUUGCAUACUGCCUAUCCAUAACUGAUAUUUGAUAUGUACAUACUAUCAGUGAUGUUAUAGUAUAUUUACUGUUAAAGAUAUAUGGAAUAAAAUAUGAAACAAUG
Haliotis rubra (blacklip abalone) is the source of this 1502-nucleotide messenger RNA. Its product is annotated as trafficking protein particle complex subunit 2-like. The record is from RefSeq and is a predicted model, not a curated record. NCBI's taxonomy places the organism in Eukaryota, Metazoa, Mollusca, Gastropoda, Lepetellida, Haliotidae. Gene Ontology annotation, biological process: endoplasmic reticulum to Golgi vesicle-mediated transport. Gene Ontology annotation, cellular component: cytoplasm; TRAPP complex; nucleus.